Medioppia subpectinata is the source of this 816-nucleotide messenger RNA. The record is from the annotation of a GenBank genome assembly. NCBI's taxonomy places the organism in Eukaryota, Metazoa, Arthropoda, Arachnida, Sarcoptiformes, Oppiidae.
AGGAUAUCGACGACUACGAGAAGUGGAUACUGUAUAACAGCCCUAAUAUGGCUGAUGUACUCAAUGAGUUUCAUUCAGUACACGUCGACCCGGAGUUCCUGUUGUCUGAAUUACCAUUACUUCAGCCCCGAUAUUACUCAAUAAGCAGUUCCCAAAAGGUCACUCCGGAUGAAGUGCAGCUCACAAUGGAUUUAGUCUCCUAUCAUAUUCACGACGGAAUGGGACCAAAACGGUUUGGCAUUUGCAGCAGUUUUAUUAAUAGUUUCCCAAAUGUCGACAUUCCCUGCUAUUUGAGAAGCGCUCCGGCGUUCAGAUUACCCGACAAUAAGAAAGUGCCGAUUAUUAUGAUCGGCGCCGGCAGUGGUAUCGCUCCCUUCAGAGGCUUUUGGCUUCAAAGACAGGCAGACCUACAGAAUGGAGAGGAGAGCGGAAAAAUGUUUCUGUUCUUCGGCUGUCGUAACUCACAAACAGACAGUAUAUACGGCACAGAUCUGGCAGAUAUGGCCAGGAAAGGGGUUCUUCACGAACUCUUCUACGCCUACUCUCAAGAAAAGGGUCACAAAAAGCAAUAUGUGCAAGAUCAAGUGUUCAAACAGAGAUCACUGCUCUAUUGGUUGAUUGUCAACGAAAAGGCACACAUCUAUGUCUGCGGCCAUUCAUUAAUGGCUGACGGCGUGAAGAAGUCGUUCGGCAAAGUGUUUGAAAACGCGGGCAAAAUGAACGAAACCGAAGCUCAAGAAUUGUUGACUCAAGUCAUCAAUGAUGGCCGCUAUCACGAGGAUGUCUUCGGAUUAUUGCACCGAUGAUCACAUCUUA